AAGAACCCGUUCCGGCUCAGCGAUGCUAUCUUAGUGUAAUAAAUAUUAUAUCAAGAUCGUCGCGUAUAAUGUCAUCUGGAAAACCUGUUAAAUGAAAGCUCAGAAAACUAAGAUGUUACCACAGCAAGACAAACCUUUAAGCGAAUUCAGAACAAAGAAGUUCUGGUCUAGUAUUAUCGCCGAGUAUCUAGGCACUGGCUUUUUGGUCUAUGUGGCUACAUCUGUUUGCGAUGUGUCUGACUCGAAUCAACCACGUAAUAAUAAAGCGAGCAGUAAUCUAGAGUGCUCGCUGGCUUAUGGUCUUGGGGUUGCUACUUUGGUACAUUGGACUGAAGGCUUGCUGAAUCCUGCGUUGACAGUCGCUUUUACAUCGACUGGCAAACUGUCCUUGACUAAAGGUGUUUUGGUAAUCAUUGUGGAAAUCCUUGGAGGUAAUCACUUUUCUAUGCUUUGUUAUUGUUUUGAAAUAUUUACGGUUGCGUGGGAAUAUUUUGAUUGAUUUUAGAUCUUGCUCAAUGUUGCCAAUUUCGUAGCAACAUUGCCAGUUGACAUGCAUGUGUAUAGUCCCGCAUAAAAACAUUUACCUAAGGCUAAACCGAAAUUUGUCCCGAGCAACCGGACUAUUUUAAUUUAGUCGGUUCUUGGUUAAUGUUAUCAAGAUGAAACGUCAUUGCACAUAGCAACAUUGCAACUGAUAAUACAUUCAUAAUCGUUAAAACAUUUAGCUAAAGCAGAAACGCUCUAAGGCUACAGCUGUAUGUUUUCGCUGAAUAUUUUGCCCGAUUUUGGAUUUUGCUCGAUGUUAUAUGAUGAAACGUCAUUUCGUAGCAACAUAAAAACUGACAAUGCACUCAUAAUUCAACUAAACCAGAAUAAAUAGCUUUGUGUCCGGGAUAUUUUGUUUAACUUCGGAUUUUGCUCAAUGUUAAUACAGGAUGCAGCGUCAUCUCGCGACAUUAGCAAUUGACAAUAUAAACAUUUGUGACCAUUAAAAAACAUUUACCUUGAACCAAAAACUACCCGAUCAAUGCCUGCGUGACUAGAUUAAGUCGCUUAGCCUUAAGAGUUAAGUUAAGCGAUAACGUGAUGAACUGUUUGGACAUUUAAUAAUGCGCCAACUGCUACCAAGGUUAAUUAUUUAAGUGCGAUGUUAAAAAAAAUACACGCUUGACGUGCAUGGGGGGGAAUAUGCAUGUGACAAUGUUUGUUCCCCUGCCUGCGCUCCUGAUGAGACUAGUGUUCUUAGGGGCUGAUUACUUGGAGAGUUUUCAGCCCGGACUGAGUUUCAUCCCGGUUUCCCGGGCUGAAAUUUCAGCCCGGCCUAAGGAUAAAAUCCCAUUAAAACACAGCAAGCGAUUACGUGACAGAAAUUUCAGCCCAUGUAAUCGGCCCCUAACCCAGUUAUGGGCAAGGCUCUCCCUUUGACGAGUAAAAUCGUCCGGCAUUAGACGGAGUAAAAUAAUAUUAGAGUACAUUGCAGCUUUAAUACAUUAAUUGGCAGUUGGUGUGGUUAUCAUGAACUCAUUUAUACAUCAGGCUCUCCCCUUGACGAGCAAAAUCGUCUGGCGUUAGACAGAGUAAAAUAAUAAAGUCGGGCGCAUUGCAGCUUGAUGGGUUAAUUAAAUAAAGUUUAUCAUCACCAUUUUAAUACAGUACGACAAACAUUUUGUUUUUAGUAUGUGCGAGAUAUAAUUUGCUUUCGUUGUAUAAUUAUAAACUAAUGUCACUCGGCGUGUUUCCGUCAGCGAAUUAAGUUAUGCAUCGUGCAUAAAUUAUACAAUAAGCUAAUUACGUAUUCAGUUUAUUCUGCCCGGCAAAGCAAGACAACCGGUUUACUAAUUUCUCAUCCAAUUUCCAUCCAAAUUUAACCAAAAUUUAAUAAUAAUACGUUUGCUAGGUUUUUCAGUUGAAGUGCUGACAGACACCAAUGUUUGGGGCGUUACUCUGAGUGUGCAUCCACACCGGGACCACGGUGGGAAUCGAACCCGUGCCCUUUGGGAUAAUAGUCCAAUGUUCUACCAACUGAGCUACGAGGUCAAGUCCGUUCGAGUUGGUGAUAUUUCCAACUUAGCUAAGUUGGUAGAGCAUUGGACUAGUAUACCCCAAAGGUCGCGGGUUCGAUUCCCACCGUCGUCAGGCAAACUUUUCAGCUUGCCCGGUAUGGAUAGUGGAUCCACACUCAGAGUAACAUCAUAUUCACUUGAGUAUACACAACACCAAAUACACACAAAAAUAAUUUUAUUAUAAUUCGCUUUCUCUUUGUGAAAAAGCAACAACAAAAAACUAAACCCAAACGUGUCAAACAAGACACAAAAAAACUAAACACAAACAAGACUAUUUUAGGAAGUCUUUUUUCAAUAGAACAGCUGAACAUUGGAAUAGCUUACCUUCCAAUUUGAAGGCUUGUGAUUCAUUUGCUUUAUUUAAGACCAAACUAACUCAUUUAUACCUUGCUAAAUUAGCCUUUCUCACGAAGUUCUAAAUCCGCCAUUUUUGGGUACUAUUUUUAAUAUAAACAACGUGAAAAAUGUAAGCGAUGUGAACAUAAUUUUUCAAAUAUUUAACUGUAAAUCGAUUUAUAAUGAUUAUACUUACAACUAUAGCUAUAGAAAGUUUCAUUUUCACUGCUUGCUAUCCCUGUUCCUGGCUAAUUGAAUUCCUAUAGUUUAUACCUGGUUGGUAUAGUCUUGCAUGUAUACUUUGCAUUGUAUUGUAUUGUAUUGUAUUGUAUUGUAUUGUAUUGUAUUGUAUUGUAUUGUAUUGUUGUACGAGAUAGGAUGGCAAUUGGGACACCAGUCCUGUACUAUCCAACCCCUGCUAGUUAGAGUCUUUUGUAAUUCGUAAUUAUUGUUUGUAUGCAUGCAGGUAUGUACGUUAUUGGCAAAUUUAAUAAAUUCAAACUCCAGGUAUUUCAGGAUCGGCUUUGACGUAUGCUCUGACACCGUCACCUUUGAGGCACUCUCUUGGUGAUACCGUACUUCAUGAAGAUAUGAGCACCAUCCAAGGACUUUUUGUUGAAUUUAUUCUCACGUUGAUCUUAACGUUGACCGUGUAUGCCGCCAGAGACCCCGGACGCAAGUGUGAGGGUUACCAUGCGUCACUUGCUUAUGGAUUUGCCGUGGUGAUGUGCUACAUUGUUGGGGUGAGUGUCUUUAAUGUAAGUGCACUCCCUUGGUGCAUUCCCCCCUUCCUCCAAUUUAAUGCUGCUAAGUUAUCUAUUGCCAUGUAAGUCCUUUCUUAUGAAGACAUGCAUAAUUCAAUUUUUGAAGGUCAGACUAGUAAUGCUAAUGUUCCUCAUGUUCAGCCAAUGGCACUGACUUUUUGUCUUACAUUUAUAACAAUUAAAAUGCAGGAAGUCGUGUUUCAGAGACCCAAGAAUCGGAAACUUUUCUGGCGGUGCAUGUCCCCACAUACUGUUAUAAUUUUCGGACUACAGCACCGACUAUCAGGAUUAAUAUGAAAAGGUGUGUGGAUAAAUGGUGCAAUUGGUCGAAUUACCACGUAUAUGCACUGCCCCAUUUGCAAUGCCAAGAUCGUAGAAUUUGAAACAGGACUGCACCUAGGUAUUAAUUUAACACAGUUCAUUCAUAUAUGUAUUUCUUUUUGUUGUAGUAUAAAUACACAUCUUGUGGUAUCAAUCCGGCGCGAUCAUUUGGACCAGCAGUUGUUCGAGAAAUGUCUGGACUUGGGAAACCAAAAUCAGAAUGGCAACAUCAUUGGGUAUAUUAAUGUUUUAAUUAUACAUACUUAAAAACCUUUCCUCAUGGCGCUGUUUGUUUGAAAAUCUGUAUCCUAUAGGUUAACAACAGCUUUAAGCAAUCUUCCCAAUAGCUUAUAACCAUGGAAAUAGUGUUCCAGAAAUCAUGUCUAAAGGCCAUGUUACAUGUACACGGUGCAAUUUUUCUUGCAACUUGCAAUGCAAUUCUACUCUUGAGAGAUGUUAAUUAGUGAAAUCAGUGAAGAAUUUUCGAUAUGUUGAGAAAACAUCAGCGGAGUGUAAUGAAGACUCGUAUUUGGCAAUUUCACAUCUCUCAAGAGUAGAAUUGCAUUGCAAGUUGCAAGAAAAAUUGCACCGUGUAACAUGGCCUUAAAUCACUGGCAAUUUUAUUUUAGCUCAGUUGGUUAGAGCGCUACGUACACCAGAAUCCCAGGGCGGUAGGUUCGAUUCCUGCCUGAGGGCCUAUAACAUUCACACUCGUAAUUUCCAUCUACAAAAUAGAGACCUUUAGAUUGACGUUUACGGCAAACGUCAAACCGCUAGCGAGGUUUUUGAUUUUACAACUCUAUUAUAAUAAUUUUACACCAGUUUUGAAAUAUGUUAAACUUAUUAAACUUGUGCUCUUUAGCAAUGAUUUAAGAAAGCAAAAUUAACCACUAGUCAUGCUAUUCACCAAAGCAGUAAAUUAAGAUUUGGCGUUUGAAGUUGACGUUUGGCGUAUAAAUUUCAUGCUUUAACGACUACAAGCCCUCGUAGCAGUUCAAGCAUGAAAUUUAUACGCCAAACGUGAACUUCAAACGCCAAAUCUUAAUUUACUGCUGUGGUAGAUAGCAUGACUAGUGGUUAAUUUGUUUUUAUAAAUCAUUGUUAAAGAGCACAAGUUUAAUAAGUUAACAUAUUUCAAAACUGCUGUAAAAGCUAUUAUAAUAGAGUUGUAAAAUUAAAAACCUCGCUAGCGGUUUGAUGUUUGCCGUAAACGUCAAUCUAAAGGUCUCUAUUACUUCAACUUUCAUCCUAUAUGUUUAUUUAUACUUUAUUUUUGAAAUAUUUUCCAGAUCUAUUGGAUUGGUCCAAUAGGAGGAUCUUUGCUUGGUGGACUCAUUUAUCAUUUCUUAUAUUCCCAGCCAAGCUUUGAAUAUGACACAUACAAAGCAACCUACACCCGGACUGAUUAUCGCGAAAGAGAAUCCGAAACCAACUUAUAGCAAUGAAUGAGAUAACAUUGCCAAUUUACCAUUAAGUGUGGUUAUUACAGACGAUAUGUCGAAGAUGAUAUCCUAGCUGUUAUUAAUCUAGUAGCAUUCUGUUGUGAAAUUAGGCGUCAUUCUGUAGCUGGAUUGUAGCUGGAUACAUAGAAAAUGAGGACUGAUAAAGUUGAUUCACUGAAUUGGUUAAUAUUUAUGAUGGUUGGUGACCUCAAAUUAGGAAAAAUUGUCAUGAGAAGACAGAAUAAUUCGGAUACGAAGACUUUUUAGUUUCUGGCGUCAUGGAUUCUCACAAAUGGAUUCUUCGAUUUCUGGCGUCAUGGAUUCUUAGAAGUGUGGAGUCUUUUUCCGAAAUAUGGUCGAGUUCCGAUUGUGAUAACACGUAAAGCUGAUUUCGAAUUAAUUAACUGCAUGACUAUUGAUCAUUGAAUGUGGUGUAGUUUACAGCCUGAAAUCCAGGAAACUUAACGUGAAAAAGAAAUACGAAUAUUAUGGUGUGGAAACAAGAACUUGUGAUGAUCGAUGGAGUGUUUGAAGCAAUUCAAGUUCCUUUUUUCAAGGAAAAAGUGAAAUGAAAGCAGAAGUUUAUUUAUUAUGUAAAAUAACCAAAAAGAGAAUCUGUGUGGAAAAGCAGGAGAAAACUAAUAUUCACACAUGCAGUCAAACAUCCAGUUUUGAAGACAGAAGGAGAACACGUCUACCUAUGGCUAUAUGGAGAUGCGAUGAUAGAAAUUAAUAAUGUUUGCCUCUAUUGAAUUUUAUGUGAAAAUAAGCAGUGUGAUAAAAAAGAUUAGAAAAAGGGAGGCUUCCCCCCAUAUAGCUCUGUGACACAGGCUACUUUCCCCAUAAAUGAAAACAAAACUGUAACAACAAAUUAAUAAACUCUUGCGGCAGCCAGGGAGUUCCCUCCACUAUACACUCCUGAAUCUUAAGGCUGAGAAGAUAUCGGUGACCAUAUACGUACUAUUCUGCAUGUUUAGUUUAUUUUUUCGGUCUAUUUUAUAUUGGAACGCAAUAAGUACGUAUAGCGCUUUUAUUAUCACAAAUUAUUUGUUGCAAUUUAAAUGAGGCGAGGGGAAAAUAUGCUAAUUUUGCUUGUGACAAGUGAAGUAAUUCUUGUGGCUGAGAAGAUAUAUUGGUCGCCAUAUACUACUCUUGCAUGUUUAGUUUAUUUUUUCGGUCUAUUUUAUAUUGGAAUCCAAUAACGUAUACGCGCUUUUAUUAUCACAAAUUAUUUGUUGCAAUUUAAAUGAGGCGAGGAAAAAAUAUGCUAAUGUUGCUUGUGGCAAGUGAAGUAAUUCUUGUGGCCAUUAUCAUUUUAAUUAAUCAAACAUGCAAAUCGGACGUCAUUUAUUGAUUUAACAUACAAAAUUUCAAAUAUGAAACAGCUGCUCGGUUACGCAUACACGCGCAUACGUUUGCAAAAAUUAUUUGUAUUGUCUCAAUAAUGAAAAGUCUCAAAUACUGCACCUUUCUUUUAUAUUGCAAGCAAAAAGCAAUUUUAAAUGUAAACUUUCAUUAAUAUAAACACGGCUUGUAAUUUUCUAGUACCUAAAUUAAUGUAACUAUAAAUUGAUUCAUUUGUUUACGAAGUAUUUUAAUAAAGCUA
Molecule: messenger RNA, 6532 nt
Organism: Paramuricea clavata
Lineage: Eukaryota; Metazoa; Cnidaria; Anthozoa; Malacalcyonacea; Plexauridae
Source: the annotation of a GenBank genome assembly